Messenger RNA from Orbilia oligospora ATCC 24927, 1116 nucleotides. RefSeq lists its product as uncharacterized. The record is from RefSeq and is a predicted model, not a curated record. The coding region runs from base 1 to 1116 and encodes 371 amino acids. The transcript has a single exon. NCBI's taxonomy places the organism in Eukaryota, Fungi, Ascomycota, Orbiliomycetes, Orbiliales, Orbiliaceae.
AUGGAUCGCUCGUACUAUCUUUUAUCUCUAUUAUUCUUCCUCCUGUCCACUACGUUACAUGGGGGUUAUGCGGAAUGGAAAACUUUCACUCCGUUUUCCGCCCUCCCCCCUUACCAUGAUUUAUCCUCAGAGGCUCGAACCUGUGUCGACGGGGUUCAAGAUCUAAACUUGACGUCCUGCGAGAACUCCGAACAGUUAGAUCCACAAGGUGUCGUCUGUCUUUGCGACCCAAAAAACUUUGGGGAUGAUAACGCACCCUCGUAUCCUGAAGGUGGCUAUCUCGGAGUGUUUUGGGAAUGUUGUUCAUAUUCCAACUGUUCAACGGAUGCCACCGAUUAUUUGAACCUUUAUUGCAAUAGUAUCGACUUCGCAAGUUUUAACGGAUCUGAUGAUGAUGCCGUUACCACUACAACGACUGUGACUUUGGGCGAAACUACGAGUGAUCCAGUGAGGAUUGGGCCUCCUAUUUAUCGCAGCGAGACCUGGUGGGUGGUUUCGGCUACCGACUAUAUCACAUCGGCGGGCGAAAUUAGUACUCAGCUAUCGAAUUCGGAAGCAACUACAUCUUCUGAAGCGACUACAACCCCCCAACCAAGUCAUUCUUCCGGAGUAAAUGCGCACUCAGAGAUAAACACCCCCUUUGAUUCAACCAACUUUGCAGGGACGACGGAUUCCGAGGCUCAAGGCCCCGCAAGACCUACGGAGACCUCAGAAUCAAAAAGCAAAACCAGCCUAUUUAAAGCCCAUCAGGGUCCGAUAAUCUUUGGAAUUUGUGUAGCAGCAGUUCUGGGGAUUGGGGGGUUCCUUUUGUUCUUGAGGGAGUCCCGCAUUAAGAGAAAGAAGAUGCAUAUGAGUGAUACAGAGGCAUCAACUAGUCAUAAUUCCAGCCAGGAUACCGAGGAGCGGGACCAAGCAGAACCUCUUGCCCAUCAGCCCAACCAGUGCCCUAGUCCCAACCCCGAACCAGUUUCUCAACUUAAGGAGCGGAAUGGUGUAAAUACAUACCAAGAGGGGAUUGAAACCGCGGGACCUGCUCAACUAGCGGCUGAAGAUACAUUACGCCUGCGAAGGAGGACUGCAAUCUAUACACAAAGUAUUAGGUUUUUGUCGGAUUAA